Messenger RNA from Tarenaya hassleriana, 1259 nucleotides. Its product is annotated as protein ENHANCED DISEASE RESISTANCE 2-like. The coding region runs from base 218 to 1117 and encodes 299 amino acids. Lineage: Eukaryota; Viridiplantae; Streptophyta; Magnoliopsida; Brassicales; Cleomaceae. The record is from RefSeq and is a predicted model, not a curated record. The transcript has a single exon.
CUGUUAUUAGAAUAUAAUCUUUAUGUCUUAAAGGGUAGGAGGAAAAACAAUAUAAUUUGCUAAAACAUCAAUUAAAUUCAAUAAUCUCGUGGUCUGUUGGUGUUUAAUGGAAAAUAGCACAUGAAUCCCAGAUAAGAGAAGGGCCCUCUCGUAAUUCCAUCAGAACCCCGAGGGUAUUUUCAAUUUCAACAAAUCGAGAGAGAUCGCCGACCAAGCCAUGAGCCCUAAGAAGCAGAGACACCGCAGCUCCGCCGGAGAGAAGAAGACGAAGCCGGAGAGAUCCGGUUCGACCUCCACCGCCUCUGUGCCAGAAUGGAUCGCCGAGGCGACAAACGGCGGAUCUCUCCGCCGCGUCGACCUCCACACCGGAACCAACGGCUGGUCUUCGCCUCCAGGUGAUGUUUUCUCUCUCCGCUCCAGGACCUACAUGGCCAAAAAGCAGAAAUCUCCCGCCGGAGACUACCUUCUCUCUCCCGCCGGCGUUGACUGGCUCAAAUCCACCACCAAACUCGACAACGUUCUUGCUCGUCCCGAUAACCGUGUAGCUCACGCGCUCAGGAAAGCCCAGUCCCGAGGCCAAUCCAUGAAGAGCUUCAUCUUCGCUGUCAAUCUCCAGGUCCCUGGGAAGGAUCACUACAGUGCGGUGUUCUACUUUGCGACGGAGGAUCCGCUCCCCUCGGGUUCGCUCCUCCACCGAUUCAUCACCGGAGACGACGCGUUCCGGAACCAGAGAUUCAAAAUCGUCAAUCGGAUCGUGAAGGGGCCGUGGGCCGUGAAAACGGCGGUGGGAAAUUACAGCGCGUGCCUCCUAGGCAAGGCCUUGACGUGCAAUUAUCACAGAGGACCGAAUUACCUGGAGAUCGACGUCGACAUUAGCAGCUCGGCGAUCGCAACAGCGAUUCUUCGUCUUGCUUUAGGGUACGUGACGAGCGUGACGAUCGACAUGGGGUUCCUUGCGGAGUCGCAGACGGAGGAGGAGCUGCCAGAGAGACUGAUCGGAGCCGUUAGGGUAUGCCAGAUGGAGCUGUCAUCGGCGUUUGUGGUCGACGCGCCGCCGCAUCAGCCGUGCAGAACGAUUGGGACGGCGAAAGUGAACCACGACGAGGAGGAGGAUUGAGAGGGGAUCGAAGGGAAACAGGUCAAUGCUCAUUCAUAAUUUCCAUUGAUUUCUCUCUGGAUUCAAAGCUCGUGAAUCUGAAGCACUAUGUAUAAUCAUAAACUAGUGAAAGAGUAUUGAAACCCAGAUUGUAGACCUUCUU